This is a messenger RNA of Acanthoscelides obtectus, 294 nucleotides long. Lineage: Eukaryota; Metazoa; Arthropoda; Insecta; Coleoptera; Chrysomelidae. The record is from the annotation of a GenBank genome assembly.
AUGUCAAACGCAUGUCAACUGUCGACCACAUGUCAACUGCCAAUUAUUGGUAACUACUGCAUUUCCAGUAAAUGUCUACAAAAUAAUAACGAUACUUGUUCGAAAAACCUGGCAAAUAUCACUUUUCCCUUUUUUCAUCAUCUCUAUAAUCUGCAGUCCAAAAACAGGAGCUAUAGCGGUUUAGGAAAGAAAUAUCAACAUAUACUGAUUCAAAAUAGUGGGAUAAGUGCAUAUAAAAUGCAAGUCUGUUUGUUACUGACUGCAGAACUAUAUUGCCAAAAAGUUAGGUGGUAG